Molecule: messenger RNA, 2153 nt
Organism: Orcinus orca (killer whale)
Lineage: Eukaryota; Metazoa; Chordata; Mammalia; Artiodactyla; Delphinidae
Gene: MTIF3
Product: mitochondrial translational initiation factor 3
Exons: 4
Coding region: 1284-2120 (278 amino acids)
Biological process (GO): mitochondrial translational initiation; ribosome disassembly
Cellular component (GO): mitochondrion
Molecular function (GO): translation initiation factor activity; ribosome binding
Source: RefSeq, a predicted model, not a curated record
GGCAGAGGAGCGCCGCGGCCUGACUUCCAUGUUUUAAGGGGCAGGGGCAGCAGUGGGGAGGGCGGUCAGGAGGCUGGGACCUGAUCCGGGUGAGAGAUGAGGGCGUGUCAGGGGCAGGGCGAUAGACAGCGAGGGAGAAGGUGGAGUGCUUGGAUCCUGCUGGUUUUUAGCGGGCGAACAGUGGGAUCUGCUGAAAAAGAAGGGUCAAGGAUCACUCAGCUGUUCUGGGCCUGAGCGCCAGAGGGUGUAUGUGAGGACAGAGCGGGGAGCAGGGCAGGUGGAAUUCAGCUCUGGCCGUGCUGAUGAGGGUGCCCGCUGGGUAUCUGCGUGGAGGGGCUGGGUGGGCAGUUAACUCUGCAAGGGUGGCGUUCUAGGGAGGCUGGGGGGUUGGAGCCAUAGCCACAGACCUGCGGGGGAGGGAGGUGAGAACGUGCGCCUCCCAUCACUUUCCAUAGUUUGCUGUUCAUUCCCCCCACCCAUGUCACUGGUCGACGAUGGGCGUGGUUGGUGGUGACGGGUAGGAGGGGUGGGUUACCCAGCCCAGUGGGAUCAGAGCUGGACCAGAGGGAGCUUCCAGUCUGAACAAACGCCCCAGGUGAUGCUCGAGCAGGUGCCCCAGGGAGCCUUCUCUGAGAAGCGCCGCCUAAGGCACCGCAUCCUCUUCUCUCAUUGACGAGCCGCACACACCUACCUCUCCGAGUUCUUGAUUCUCUCGUGUUUCUCAACAAACCCUAGAUGAGAUGAACGGGUCCUCUCAUCACUCCCUCAGACACUUCUCAGGUCUACCUGUCAUGUGGAUGGUAGGAGGGACACAUUAUGGCGGACAAGCAACUAAAAAAUCAAAGCGCCCCUUCUAAGUGCAGCGUUCAUAGCCGUGAAGUCAGACCACACGCGCCUGACGCUUCAGCUCACCUUCGUCUGCAGUGCAGCACCUGCCUUGUGAGCGAUGGACGUAGUUUAUGAGGCCACUCUAAUGUCAGGGCAUUUCCUUUCUGAGAGUCCCAGUUCAUUCUUCCAGGGGUCAGCUGUCUUCCUGGAGGGUCCCCUUGCCCAUAACAGUGUUCUUACCUUUUGUAGCCCGUCAGAUGUACUGAUGAGUUAGUUGUUCACUACGUUCAUGAAGAGGUGUUUGUGAGUCACCAGGGAUUCAAUGUUCUGCAUCGUCCUAAAUAAAGCCUUAGGGUGUAUCUGCUUUUGGAGCUAGCACUGUGAGAUCCAUGGGGAACGGAGUCAACUAAGAUAACUUUUAAGUUUCCUGUGCAUGGACCUGCAGUGUUCACAGGAUGGCUGCUCUUUUGCUAAAGAGGUUAACAUUACAAACUAUAAAAACGGAAAAUACUUGCAUUAGAAGACGUUUGGGUAAAUACGUCGUACAGAAGACGGCGCUGGCGGAACCAUCCCACAUUGCCUCUGCCCCAAGACCGUCCUGCCUCAUUCACGCAGAAGCUUUUAGUACUGAAGACACCCAGGACAAGAGAGAAAAGAAAAAAAAGAAUGAAACAGCUUUUCGUAACGUUGGAAGAAAAAUUAACGAGCGCAUCAUUCAGGUGCUGGACGAGAAGGGCAACGACCUGGGCCCCAUGCACCGAGCGAACGUGAUCAGGCUCAUGGCCGAGCAGGACCUGCGGCUGGUGCCGAGGGACCCCGGCGCCCAGCCCCCGCAGUACCAGCUCAUGACGGGCACGCAGAUCUACCAGGAGCGGCUCCGGCUCAGAGGGAUGGAGAGGGCUGAGCCCAAGCCUGGACCCACCCUGACAAAGGAACUGACUUUUUCUUCAAAUAUUGGACAACAUGAUUUGGACACAAAGAGCAAACAGAUUCAGCAGUGGAUCGAGAAAAAGUACAAAGUUCAAAUUACAAUAAAGAAAGGGAAGACUACAGAAGAGCCAGAAAACAAAAUGGAGGAGAUAUGUAAUCAAAUACUGCAGACUAUGCCUGGAAUAGCUACCUUCUCAUCCAGGCCACAGCCCGUCAGACGGGGCAAGGCUGUGAUGUGUGUGCUUCGUCCCUUGAGCCAAAAGGAAGACAGUGCGUGCAGAUCAGCUCUGGGGACCCAGAGGGGAGACGCUCUGAACAGAGGAAAUGGAAACGACGGAGCAUCCGAUGCUCUGCACCAGUGAUUUUAAUAAAAACGUGCUUCUGAGAGAAAAUAA